Molecule: messenger RNA, 6837 nt
Organism: Siniperca chuatsi (mandarin fish)
Lineage: Eukaryota; Metazoa; Chordata; Actinopteri; Centrarchiformes; Sinipercidae
Product: synaptopodin 2-like protein
Exons: 4
Coding region: 1343-4897 (1184 amino acids)
Biological process (GO): positive regulation of actin filament bundle assembly
Cellular component (GO): nucleus; Z disc; actin cytoskeleton
Molecular function (GO): actin binding
Source: RefSeq, a predicted model, not a curated record
CACACAGCCAGACCCACCGGAGUACAGGUGAGCAGCAUGACUAAACCAACACACGCCAAACAGGAAGGAGUACUGAAUCCUGGAAUUUUAUCUGUCACUGUGAAACUGUGAGAGCUGCAUACUUUGUCACCUGCAGCCCAUUAUAUUUAUCUUUACGGGGUGGUUCUGGACAGAAAAUGGACACGGAGAGGGAUUAGAUAAAGUACAGCGACCUUUCAUCCCCUGAGCAGUCCUCUUAUCUACAGCUUAAGCUUGGUCCACCAAACUAAAACUUUUUUUACAGACAAGAUCUUUUCUACAAGGAGGAAAACAAACAAACUGAAAAUCUGAAUGGUGGAGCUGCUGACCUCAGAAUUACUGUAUUCAUGAUGAAUUCUUAGUUCUAGUAUGCUGAUGCGUUUCAGUAUUAAUCAAAACUACCACCAGAGGAAAUAAGAAUUUUCCUUCUCAAUUGUUGUUUUAUGAAGAAAGAAAUUGAUUAUUCUGCCUUCAGACACUGUAUCUGGCUUUAAUGUAUAAGAAAUAACACAGCACACCAGAAUAAAGCAACUUUAAUUGAAUACAUUGGAGCUCUGAAAACAAACCAGUCUCUGGAAUGACCUUUCCACAGUGAAAUGUUAUUUCUCACAUGCACCAAACGGCAGGAAGCUGCUAUGUACACAGUUCCCCUUCACAUCACUAUAGAGUUAUGAUCUCCAAGAUAAAGGGCAGAUCCUUUUCACCAAAAGAAAAAUAAUCUGCAGGCUGGAGAUUGGGAUGCAGGCGAAAAGCAUGUUUUGGUGACCAAAAUAGCAGAGGAGGAAGAGCGACGUCUGGGAGAGGAAAAAAAGGAGUAUUAGAGAGAUGCAAAUAGAGAAGACUGGACUGUUUCUCAGCCCUCUUUGCCAGAGUUUUAACAGAGCACAACAAACUUGUGCAAUUUUCGUGGCAGUUGUCCAUGGGAACCCAUCCAAGGCACAAUGGAGCUGACCCUCCUGGGAGGUCCUGUUAGAUAGAGAAUAAUCCUUCAUAAAGACCAAAGUAAGAGCGCACUUCUUCCGUCAAAUUUCAGCUGACUACAGGACAUUUGUAAGGAUUAUUCCUGGACGGGGAGCCAUGACCGGAAGCAGCAACCUGGGAAGUUGAGCUACUCCUUUCCUUGUCCCUUUUUGUGUGUUUUCUUGUAUUUCUGAACUUAUUCACUGCCUGCCAGUAAGGACUCAAACCUCCACCUUCUAACUGAGCCGACAGUUUCAUCUUAUCAGGAGAGAAAACUGAGCUGACUGCAACGAAACGCUCACAUAUCCCCCCUGCUGAGGGCUUUUGUUUCUGCUGCAGCAGAAGCAUUUUACCGUCGCCAGCGAUGGAGAUGGAGAAGGGACAUAUGUCUAUCAGGAGAGAGGUGAGCUGGAGUCCAGGAAGAUUGAGAAAACCUCUCCAGGCAACGCAAAACACCCCUGGGACAGAGUGCAAUGCACCAUGGGAGAAGACAGGAUUCAACAAAGAACAGAUGAGCCGGAAAACAAAUUUGACCAGGAGCGCCAGUUUAUCAGAGAAGGAGCUAAAGGAGGCUCGUGUCAGGAGUCAGAUCAUUGCUGCUCAGCUCACCAUCCCUUCCAACUCCAGCUCCAGAGGCGUGCAGCUCUUCAACCGGCGAAAGCAGAGAGUCAACGCCUUCACGCUCGAAAGCUGUGGAGAGGGGUCACGGGAGGACAGAGCUGAGAAUGUAAAAAUCGACCCCUCGUCUAACAAACUAACAUGGGCAGAGAGGAGCAGUGAGGAAAAAGAUAGAGACCUGAACUUUAAGAAUAGCUCUACCAAGCCACUCUUGUCACCACCUGGGAGGGUACAUUCAGUAGGUGAUAUCAUGGAGGACUCAGGUAAGGAUUUCCACAAGGAAGAAGACAUGGAGGACAGUGUUAUACAAGAGAGACAUUUCCUCCCUGUCAAGGAAGAGCAGGAGGAAGAGGAAGAGGCAAGAGAUGAAAUUCACGAGGAGCUUGAGGACAAAGUCAAGGAUGAGAUUCCCCCUGGAAGUAAUAAUACUGAUCCAGUUCUGAUGGGACAUACUGAAGGGCAAGCAGAGAUAAAUGGGGGCCACACAGGGCCAGUUCCCCUUGGAAAGCUUCUUAAUGGCUGCCACAGUACCUCUGGACCUGAGAGGGUGUCUGUACCCACAUCCAAGCAGACAAGCACCAUCAUCAAUCGAACUGCCAGGCCAUUUUUCUCGCCGCUGACAGUGCAGUCUCCAGAGGCAGUCAACCCUGUCAUGGACAUUCCCCGUCCUCCUACUUACGCCACUCCCCCUCUCCCUGCUUUCACUGCUCCCCAACCUGUGGCAUUCUCAGCUCCACCUCCGCCUCCGUCAUAUCCCACACCUCCUCUACCGGCCUUUACAAACCAACCCAUGCAGACCUACUACUCUAGUCCACCUCCAAUGUCCCCUAUCAUGUCCCCUUCCUCCCCUCCACCAUCCCAGUUCCCUGUUUCUUCUGUAUCUCAGUUCUCACCCAUGCCCCAUUAUGGCCCUCCCACAGCCCCAAAGCCCUCCACCUUUGUUCCUCAGCCUGCUGGAGAGAGGAAGCCGAUAACAGCAAUCAAAACAGGAAUACUUGAGGAGGGCGCUGCUAGAAGAUCAAGUAGGAAGUCAAUGUUCACAUUCAAAGAGAAACCAGUGGUAGCUCCGAACCCUGAGCUGCUAUCUCUGGUGCAAGGGGUGGAUGAAAGGAAGAAACAUGGACAAAGAUCUGUGCCUGAGCUGGCACCCGAGGAAGAGUUGCUGGCGCUAGGUGCAGAGGCCUCCAACUUCCUCGCCAAGGAAGAGGACAGGGCAGAGGAGGCAAGAGCUCCAGAGUGGGCUUCCUGCCUCAAGAGCUCCAGGACCAGACCAAGAGCAGAGCACAGGCCAGAGCAGUCCCUCACCAAUGUAUCAGGAAAGGGGGCUGAGCUGUUUGCCAAGCGUCAGUCCAGGAUGGAGAAAUACGUCGUUGAGAAACAAAAUUCUGGACAAAUUAGGUCUCCUUCUCCCACGAUGUCUCUGCCUCCAUCUUGGGUGUACCCAUCAAACAUGCCUGGCAGGGUCAAGGCCAUUGCUAAAAAUUCUGACAUGAGCGCUCAGCUUUCACAAAACCUAAAUGCCCAACAAGCAGUCAAGCAAAAACCAAGGCAAAAAGCUCCAGCACCAGAGCCAAUUCCAGAGCCGCCUCCUUUAGAAAAUGGUUGCUCCAAGAUAGAGAUGGACCUGUCAAGGCACCAGCCCUACCAGCUUAACUCCUCCCUCUUCAUCUUUAACCCAGCCAAGGACCCCAUUAGUACCCUACCCAGAGGAGCACCACAGUCCAAGAACCUGAUGUCUACACAGUCUUUCUCUAGACAGACUUCUUUACCUUAUAACCCCCCUUCUCACUUCAGUAGCCAGUGUAUGUCUCCACAGCUGCCUCUCAGCCCCACAAGAGGAGGAGCAGAAUAUGCACCAAAUCCAACCUCUGGGCAGCCAAGGAUCAGCUCUCCUAUGUCUGCCUUUUCUCCAGAGCGAGUGUCCUCUCCUCGCUCAGGGGUCCAGGCACCAAGGCCCACGUUUUCUGCCAAGAAGGCAGGGAUUGCACCACAGACACCAAAGGACUCCUCCCCAGUUGAAACCCCCAGUGAGACUCCCACGCCAACCAGGACGCCCAGCCUCAACAGACGUAUCAGCAGCCCAGAGGGCCCCGCCACUGGAACCUGUACCCCCAGCCUCCAAAAUAAUCGCCCCUCCACCAACAUAUCCAGCCGCUCAGUUACUUCCCCUGUAUCCUCUCCCAGGGGUACAAGAUGCCAAUCUCCUAUGGCCAGUCAGAAUAUCCGAUUUUCCACUGCAACAUCCAGACCCUCCCAAACAUCUACAGCCACCUCUCCACGCUCUACUCCUUGGGGUUCAAGAUGUCAGUCCCCAAUGGUGAGCCAGAAUACCCAGUCUUCCAGCAGCUCCUCCAUUCCUGCUUUUAGACCUUCCCAAACUUCUACGACUACUUCUCCUCUUUCUCCUCCUUGGGGUUCAAGAUGCCAGUCCCCAAUGGUGAGCCAGCAUACCCAAUCUUCCACUGUCACCUUCCUGUCCACAUCCAGACCCUCCCAAACCUCCACAGCCACAUCCCCAUGCUCUCCUCCUUGGGGAUCAAGAUGCCAGUCCCCUAUGGUGAGCCAGAAUACCCAGUCUUCCACCUUUUCCUCUGUUCCUACUUCCAGACCUUCCCAAACUUCUACAACUACUUCUCCUUGGGGAUCAAGAUGCCAGUCCCCAAUGGUAAGCCAGAAUACUUCCACUGUCAUCUCCAUUUCCACAUCCAGACCAACCCAAACAUAUACAACCACAUCUCCUGUCCCUCCUCCUUUGGGCUCACGUUCCCAGUCUCCUGCACUCUCUCAGACCAGUUUAUCCUUCCCCGCCACUAAGCCUCUGUACACAUCCUCUGCCACCUCUCCUCUUCCCCCACCCAAAGACAGUCGCUGCAUGUCCCCCAUUGUUAAUAACCUAGACUCUAAAGCCAACCAUCGCCUCCUGGCCAAGAACAUCAUCAAUGCAGCCAAACGUAAAAACAGCCCAUCCCCGGGAGCACUGAGCGGUCACAGCCUCCCCAUCUCACCUCUGGGAAAUUCCCACCAUGGCUACGAAUGUCACAAACCGCCCAUCAGCCCUUUCCAGUCACGGGCAUUGGGGGCCCAGUCCCCUACCUUCACCAGCCCACCUCCUACCCCAACGCAGAGGAUCUGCUCCCCUGUGAGGCUCUACAACACUCGCUCUCUCACCGACUCUGAUGCCUCUGUUGAGUCUGAAGACUCAGGCCUCCGAUCGCCUGGCCUGCACUCCUACAACACCUGUCCUCGCGGCUGGGGCGGUAGCCUGAGGGUGAAGAGAAGCACCGUCUCCACUGACCUGUGAGGGCGUUACUGGAUGGCAGACAAAGCAUGAUUUCAGUUGUCAUAGACUUUUGUGGCAUUGUAUCAACGAGUAAAAGAGUUUCUGAUGGCAUUUCAUGAGACUAAUGUUAGACAAGUUACCUUUCUGUAACUUUGAAUACCGAUCCUGGACAAUGGUAAAUGUUGUAUCAAGGUAGUAUUAGUAUUUUAUAUGACUCAUAUUCAUACUAUGGACUGACAAGAACAAGCUUUUUACAUAACGCAGUCGCUGUGGCUUGUACGCUUCUUACAUACCAAAAAGUGCAAAGACUCAAAAUAACCGAAGAUAUUUGAAUUCACUUAACUGAAUGUUAUACUUUUUACACCUUUACAAAAACAUACAUUCAGCCACUGGUCCAGUUAAAUAGUGUGUAAGUAAAGGAGUAUCGGUGUUACAUGUUAUUAAUGAGUGGGAAGAGACUUCAUGCAUGGAAUGAGUAAUGUGUAAAUAUAUAGCUCAUUGGACAUUUGUGCUGUAUUAGUAAAGGAUCAAAUUGAACUGUACAGUGAAUAUUGAUUUUGAUUAUACUGGGUAAAAUGAGUUUCCAUCAUUUUUCCAUGACAAAAACACAGUGGUAGGUGGGACACAUGCUAUUCACAUUAUCAUACAUAGUCAAAAGUAUUCAUCACAGUUUAUUAUCCAUUUUAAUCAAUGGAUAAUAAAUCAUAUGCAUAAUUAUCACAGUGCAAUAAUCAAUUUAACACAGCGUAUAUAUGUUGCUUUAUGUAAUGCAUUUGCUAAAAUGAAUGUAAACUUUACAGACAGAUUGACAGAGAAUGAAAAAAGGAGUGUUGAGUAUAAAGAGUUAUGUGGAGGUUCGAUGGGGCAUUGACGCACUUGUUCAAUCAAACACUGUUUUCAUGUUUCAGGAAAAAAAGUUUUAUUUGCAAACGUUUAAACAUUGAUGAUGAACAAUUUAAUUAACAAAUAUCAGCUGCCAACGUGCAAAUUUAAUGGCAUAUUGAUUGUAAUAUUCAUAUUAGAGAUUGAUGUAUGUAUGCCUAAGUUUUGUCACUUUUGCUGACCACAAACAGAACAUAGUCUGUGCCUGUGCCUGUACUUAUUGUACAAAGUGCCUGUUUGUAUGAGGUUCAGAAGCAAAUGUGUAUGUCACACAAGUUGAGAAGGUACAACAAAAUGUUGUUAAACUUUCAUGGGGAAAAAAGGUUAGAAGAAUGUUGUAUGUUGUGAAAUAUUAAUCUACGUGUCUGUGAGAAAAGGAUCAGAGGAAUGGAUUGUAUUUUGAAUACAUACAUAACUCUCGUUAACUUCUAAAGUUUCUUUUUAUACUUGAUUUGCACUUCUGUUCAUUCCAUUUCAAUGGCUAAGUUGGCAUUGUUUAAAACUUGAUUUGCUCAAACAGGUGUCAUUCACAAUAAAACCAGCAAAUAAAUAUCCUACUGUAAAAAUCAGAACAUUCCUGCACUAUUCAACACGUUGACAUGAUGGUGGCAAUUAGCUGUAAACCUGACUGCUGCCUUCAAACCACACCUGGCUUUCUGUUUCAAGUGUGGGAUGCAUUGAAAGCCAUUUCACACCAUUCCCAUCUUGCCCAGUCCUGUACCAGCACACACAACAGAUCAUUCCUUCACUCUCCGGCAUACAGGCCAAACGCAUCAGCACAUUUCUAAAUAUUAACUUCUCUGUGUCUUUUGAGUGACAGGGACACCUGCUACAUGGUGACCUGGCUCCUUCAGCAGGAUUAAGCCUAUCACUGUUAUGGCUUUGGUUUCAACCUGGGUCACCUCUGGACAAACCGAACACUGCUGACAUCCUCAAACACAGAAAAGAGUCAUUGCAUUUUGGUGGCGGGGGGGUUUAUGAUUGCAUGCCUACAUUUUUUCAAUACAGCUCAGCUCAUUUUUCUCUUAUUUCAUAACUGAAAAUGAAUGCAAAAUAAAGUGAUGACACACCAAUUUAAA